This is a messenger RNA of Penicillium argentinense, 1491 nucleotides long. Its product is annotated as alpha-mannosyltransferase. Gene Ontology annotation, molecular function: alpha-1,2-mannosyltransferase activity. Bases 1 to 1491 code for a protein of 496 amino acids. Gene Ontology annotation, biological process: mannan biosynthetic process. Gene Ontology annotation, cellular component: Golgi apparatus. The record is from RefSeq and is a predicted model, not a curated record. Lineage: Eukaryota; Fungi; Ascomycota; Eurotiomycetes; Eurotiales; Aspergillaceae. The transcript has a single exon.
AUGGGAAUGUUUCGUCCGGGUCGGGCGAGGUCUCUGGUCCUCUCCAUGCUCGCUCUGAUCCUCGUGUGCACGGUCUAUCUGUAUUGGAGUCCAAUCACCGCCUCAUCCACCGUCUCCGUUGUCCCGAGCACAGCCUUCGAGGUACCCUUGGCAGAGCGCCAGAAAGAUUUCUGGAAAGCUCUGCAGCCCAUAAUCGAACGUCACAAUCCCAAUUGUCCCUCGCCGGAUAAACUGGCCGAUGCCAGCGCCGCCCAUUUCGACCCCACGAAAGACCAGCCCCGGCCCGAUGUAACAGGCAUGAGCGAGGAAGGUGUGAAGGCCAUGGAGGAUGCCCAUGCGAGUUUCCUAGAGGAUGUAAAGAAUGCCGGUAAAAACCUCAAGCCCGUCCAUACCCCCGGGAAGCGCGGGUUGGUGUCGACGGCCGGUGCCAAGUACCUGCCGGUCUUCGUCUCGUCGCUCCGCAUGCUUCGUCGGGCCGGGUCGACAUUGCCAGUGGAGGUGUACAUGAAGGAUGCCGGUGAAUACGAGAAACGGGUCUGUAAUGAGGUGCUCCCUAUGCUCGAUGCGCGAUGCCUGGUAUUGGGUGACGUGGUGGGAAAGAGUGUGAUUGAGCAUUAUCAGCUCAAAAUUUUCGCCGUGCUGUUCUCAUCUUUCGAGGAAAUCAUGUGGAUGGAUGCAGACUGCUUUCCACUGGGCAAACCCGAAGAGCUUCUUGACUCGGAGCCUUUCACGUCCAAUGGUUUGGUGACCUGGCCCGAUUUCUGGGGCUCUUCCGCAUCUCCCUUAUACUACCGAGUUUCGCGGCAAGAGGUGCCACCCAUGACGGCGCGUCAGUCUUCCGAGACGGGCAUCUUCCUGGUAUCGAAAAAAACACACCUCCUCCCGCUCUUGCUUGCCGCCUACUAUAACUACUACGGCCCGUCGCAUUACUUCCGACUCUUGACUCAGGGCGGCCCCGGAGAAGGGGACAAGGAGACAUUCCUCCAGGCUGCCACGGCCGUCGGCGCCUCGUUCUAUGCAGUUAGCGAGAGGGUGCAAGCUAUCGGACAUUCGAAAGAUGAUGGCCUGUCAGGCUCUGCCAUGGCCCAGUCCGACCCUCGCGAAGACUUUGCCCUCACUUCCCAGGGCAAAUGGCGAACCAAAGACCCGGCUGUUGCUUUGCCUCCUCGGAUCUUCUUUGUCCAUGCGAACUACCCCAAGUUCAACCCUGGCGACAACCUCUUUGGUCAGGGAUGGGAGACAACGCCCACGUUGAAGCAAGAUGGAUCCGAUGGACGAGCAUGGACUGCUCCCUCGGAUACCCUGAAACGCUUCGGGUACGACGUGGAGAGAGCCUACUGGGAAGAAAUUAAAUGGGUGACCUGCAACCUGGAAGGUUCCUUCAAAUCCUGGGAGCACAAGGCAGGUCUCUGUCGCCGAGUCGAAGAAUACUGGCACAAUGUAUUUGCCGAAACACACAACGAUGACCCCAAGUUCACUCAAGACAGUUGA